UGACGUCCUACGUUUGAUCGAGCUCGCGCCGAGAUGCAGUCGGAAUUCUGCUCGACACAGCGAACAUGGCGAGUGACAGGCCAACAUGUGAAGCCCGAGUCGGUGGAGGCUGCAGUCGACGUGACGAAAAAGUUGCUCGUGGAAAACGGAUCUCUGUCCGACGUAGUCAAGAAGCGUGAGCGCAGUGACAGCGAGGUUGAAAGCGGAGCAUCGAAGAAGUCCAAAUCCGACCAGGAUGUCGCCGGUGGCAAGAAACAAGCAGACGGGUCAAUCCUAUUCGACUUAUCGUCCAAGAAGUUAGUGUCUGUGCGGGCGUGGAAAAGUGCGAUUCUGGUCGACAUUCGCGAGUACUUCGACUCGAACGGAGAACGCAAGCCUGGAAAGAAGGGUAUAUCCUUGACGACGGAUCAAUUUCAUGCUGUGAUGAACCUCAUCGAUGACAUCGAUUUGAGCGUCAACUGGGUGCAAAACCCAGACAAGUCUGUUGCGAACUACACAGUGGACACAUUGAGCGAUGUUGAGCCCAAUUCUGUCGCAUUUGUCAUUUCCAGUAAACGACGUGUGUCUGUGCGGAAAUUCAAAUCUAUGGUGCUGGUGGAUAUCCGAGAGUAUUACGACGCAAAUGGAACGAUGAAGCCAGGGAACAAGGGCAUUUCGUUGACAAAGGAGCAAUGGAACGUGUUAAAGUCUCACGUGGACGCCAUCAAGACAGCAAUGGCGUUGCUGGUGUCGUAGAUUCAGAAAACCAAUAUGCGUUCGCUUCGUGAAAGAGUAUGUUAUCUCUAGAAACCUUUACAACACGUAAGAAACGUACGAGUACACAAUCGAAGGGACAUCUAUAUCUUAUAUCGUCGUGAC
Molecule: messenger RNA, 858 nt
Organism: Aphanomyces invadans
Lineage: Eukaryota; Oomycota; Saprolegniomycetes; Saprolegniales; Verrucalvaceae
Exons: 2
Coding region: 34-735 (233 amino acids)
Biological process (GO): positive regulation of transcription initiation by RNA polymerase II
Cellular component (GO): nucleus; transcription regulator complex
Molecular function (GO): DNA binding; transcription coactivator activity
Source: RefSeq, a predicted model, not a curated record